Messenger RNA from Onychomys torridus (southern grasshopper mouse), 1216 nucleotides. RefSeq names its product MRT4 homolog, ribosome maturation factor (gene Mrto4). Gene Ontology annotation, biological process: rRNA processing; ribosomal large subunit assembly; ribosomal large subunit biogenesis. The transcript is spliced from 8 exons. Gene Ontology annotation, molecular function: RNA binding. NCBI's taxonomy places the organism in Eukaryota, Metazoa, Chordata, Mammalia, Rodentia, Cricetidae. The record is from RefSeq and is a predicted model, not a curated record. Bases 298 to 1017 code for a protein of 239 amino acids. Gene Ontology annotation, cellular component: nucleolus; preribosome, large subunit precursor.
GCCCCUCCCCGGGGCGAACUAUAGAGAGGAGGCGGUGAGCGAGGCACUUGGAGCGCCCAGGGCUCGGGAGCCGCCGGGAGUGGAGGGACUGGAGGGACUGGAGGGACUGGAGAGCUCUGAAGCCUGGGCCAGGAAGUGGCCUUCCAGGCACGGGGCAGGGUGCAAACGGGGAGACAGCCCGCCUCAGUUCGGGUCAGGCACACGCGAGAGGCAGCCCCGAGCGCAGUCCCAGAAGCCCCUGCGCCGCCCGGGUCCUGAAGGGCCGCCCGGUCUUCUGCCGCACGUGUCUUCAGCGAGAUGCCCAAAUCCAAGCGAGACAAGAAAGUUUCCUUAACAAAGACUGCUAAGAAAGGCUUGGAACUGAAGCAGAACCUGAUAGAAGAGCUGCGGAAAUGUGUGGACACCUACAAGUACCUCUUCAUCUUCUCUGUGGCCAACAUGAGGAACAGCAAGCUGAAGGACAUCCGGAAUGCCUGGAAACACAGCCGGAUGUUCUUUGGCAAAAACAAGGUGAUGAUGGUGGCCUUGGGUCGAAGCCCAUCUGAUGAAUACAAAGACAACCUACAUCAGGUCAGCAAGAAGUUGCGAGGUGAAGUUGGGCUCCUCUUUACCAACCGCACAAAGGAGGAGGUGAACGAGUGGUUCACAAAGUAUACAGAAAUGGAUUUUGCUCGAGCUGGAAACAAAGCAACUUUAACCGUGAGCCUGGAUCCAGGGCCCCUGAAGCAGUUUCCUCAUUCCAUGGAGCCACAGCUGAGGCAGCUGGGCCUGCCCACUGCACUCAAGAAAGGUGUGGUGACCCUGCUAUCUGACUAUGAAGUAUGCAAGGAGGGCGAUGUGCUGACUCCAGAGCAGGCUCGUGUCUUGAAGCUUUUUGGGUAUGAGAUGGCUGAAUUCAAAGUGACCAUCAAAUAUAUGUGGGAUGCCCAUUCGGGAAGAUUCCAGCAGAUGCUCGAUGACCUGCCUGAGAGCGCACCUGAGUCUGAGGGAGAGUCAGAGGAAGAGGAUGACAGCUGAUUGAUUGCAGGACCUGGGACUAAGGCUUUCUAGCAAGUUCUUCAUCUCCAUUGGACCGCAGGACUGCUGCCCCCUCUGGAGGGAGCAGCUAUCGAUUUGCUGUGGAUAAAGACAAGGGUGGGUGCUGGGGCAGGACUUUGUUUCUACAAAGAAUAAAAUUUUGUCCACAGGUUUUCCCUGUGGACAGCGAGAGACUUUU